Messenger RNA from Bactrocera tryoni, 2601 nucleotides. RefSeq lists its product as uncharacterized. Gene Ontology annotation, cellular component: RNA polymerase II, holoenzyme. Gene Ontology annotation, biological process: mRNA 3'-end processing. The record is from RefSeq and is a predicted model, not a curated record. Gene Ontology annotation, molecular function: RNA polymerase II complex binding. Lineage: Eukaryota; Metazoa; Arthropoda; Insecta; Diptera; Tephritidae. Bases 1 to 2601 code for a protein of 866 amino acids. The transcript has 5 exons.
AUGAGAUCCUCGCGUUUAUCCUCAUUGGCAAUGCUGGUUGCUGCUACGUGCCUCACCAGCUUACUACAGCUCUGCAGCAGCGCCAACGCCGAAUAUCCUGGCGUUAUCGAGCUAGUCGGCUAUAGUAAUCGGCGCGCACGCACACACUACAUGCCGCCAAUCGGCGAUAGUCCUACACUUGCGCCACCACCAGCCAAAAUACAGGCUGAUAUCGAGACAGUGAAAGCGAAUAUCGAAAAAUACAAUAAACUGCUGACGCUGGAUACGAAAAAUCUGCCAGAAUCGCAAAAGGAUAUGCUGGAGCGCAUCGUAGAGCGUGUGGCACGUCUCAAGGAGUCGCUCGACAUUAAUGAAAGUGAGCAGCUGAGAGCUGCUGCGAAGCCAGCGGAUAGUGAGAACAGCAAUAGUGAAGCUGCAGCAGAUAAAACGUCGUAUGCUACCACAGAGGCCGCAACCAAUGCUGAAGCCGAGACCGAUCCCACUUUGGUCUUAGACGAGACUACACUGCUACAGUUGCAGACCUCCAUGGAUGAGCUGGCUGCGGCACAGGCCGCUGUCACUGCACAAACUUCGGUUGCACACGAGUUACCAACCACCACGGAAUACAAUUACAAUGCUGGCAGCGAUGAGGUCGAACAAACGGAGAGUGCCACAGACAGCACUGAAAAUGAGGAUACUACUGAAGGUGCGCUGGCGGCCGGCGCUGAUUAUCCCACCACCACAAUUGAUCCACUCACCGACGCCACCGACUCCGACGACCAAUUCGUUGCAGCACGCUCCAACAACAACAUAGCAGCAGCCUCAAUCAAAGCCGAACCGGAGGACUUGAAUGGUGGUCUGACCACAAUUGGCAGCCAACGCACGUUAACCACCAGCGGCAAAUUGACAAAGACGCGCGCCACCAAGAGACCCGGUUCUGGCGGUAUUACCAAAACGGGACAUACCUCGAAACGUGGCCAGAAACCUGGCACCACUGCGAGCCUGCAUCGCCAACCGGCCAGCAAUAAGCAGAAAUUGGCCACAACCACCACGCAACCACUGCAAACCUACCAUCAUCAACAGCAGACGCAACAACAACAAUACGUACAGAAACAGCCACAGCUACAAUAUCAGAAGCCCCAAACGGCGCAGCUGCCGCAGUCCGCUUCCUCGCCCAUGUACCAAGCGCACAAGGUGUCAGCGUUGCCGCCUGCCACACAGUCCACCGAUAAGACUUCAGCUUCAGCCGCCGCUGCUGCUGCCGCCGCGGCUUCCACAGCCUCCAUUGCUUCGCUGCCAUCCACUUACUCCUCCACGCCGAUCACUACCACUUUGGCCAACAACUAUGGCAAUGCCAAUAAUAAUAAUGACAUGGACUACGAGCCCCAAGUGAAUACGUCGGCGUUAAUUGAUAGCCUGAAUCAUGCACGCGAGGAAUUCUACCAGCAGAAGCAAGGCGUCAGCAACAAGGAUAAGAAACCAUCGGCCACCGCCAAGCCGACAAAGUAUCACUAUUAUCCGCACAAUCAACAUAUCUACUUGCUGCCCGAGUGCGCGAUACAGCAGGUCUGCAAUGCGGUCUAUGUGCGUCUGAAUUACACACAGCCAUUAUGCGCCUGUCCAUCAAGAUACCGUGAUCCCUGCUCGGCCAGUCUGAAUGAGGACGAUCAGCAUACAACGAAAUUGGUGGGCGACAGCAAGAAGAAGCAGGCAAUCACUUUGGCGAAGACAUGCGAGGCCACCACCGAGAUGCGUGAGUGCAGCUCACCGAAGGACUGGUCUCUAUUGGCACUGCAGAAUAUACGCACCGGCAAGUCGCACUAUCUAAUCAUCUGCAGGUGUCCCGACCACUUCAAAAUGGAGGGUCCCAUGGCUCACGAUCAACCCAAGUACGCCAGCGUGCCCGGCAUACGUGUCUUCGGCAUGAUGUGCGUCAAGCCCGGCUACUCGGUACGCAAGCCAUCCGCACAGCCACCCAAGCGCUAUCAGCUACAAAAGCCAUUCUAUCGUCCCAGCACGCAAAGCAGCAGCGCCUACAUCAACGUACCACAGUACGGCGCUAAAGACACCUAUGGCCGACCGAGCUCAUCAUCGUACGCCGCCGCAGCGCAAGCCGCGAGCAGCAGCAAUUACCAUCCGGAAAAUAGCUUUGCAAGCCAACACGGCCAGGCCGGCGGCUAUCAAUACUUGAACCGGCCGGACAGUAGCAGCGGCAUCAGCAACAUUAACCCACAUCAAUCGGCCAUUAAUGUCGGCAACUACCGACCGGAUACGCUCACUUCGAUUAACAACUUCCAAACGGGCAUCUAUGGACGCAACAACGAACGCAAAGGCGAGACACCAAUCGAAGCGGCCAAAGAUGAGGACAAGUCGCUGAAUACGAGCACACAACAGUCUGCGGAGACGGCAGCUGCUGCAGCCGGCGGCGGCAUCGAGGAGACAACGUCGAGCGGUGAUUUGGCGGCGGCCACGUCGCAGCAGCAGCAGCAAAACGAAGAGCUGGCACAAUUGCGCGCCAGGCGUUCGGUGAACGAUAUAGCGGCCAACGAUUGGGACGAUGACACACCCGAGUUCCCAUGGGAUCGUGUUAUGGAGUUCCAGCAGACGAUCGUUUGGGAUUGA